This is a messenger RNA of Monopterus albus (swamp eel), 2004 nucleotides long. RefSeq names its product serum/glucocorticoid regulated kinase 2a (gene sgk2a). The record is from RefSeq and is a predicted model, not a curated record. The transcript has 13 exons. The coding region runs from base 284 to 1369 and encodes 361 amino acids. Gene Ontology annotation, molecular function: ATP binding; protein serine/threonine kinase activity. Gene Ontology annotation, biological process: protein phosphorylation. NCBI's taxonomy places the organism in Eukaryota, Metazoa, Chordata, Actinopteri, Synbranchiformes, Synbranchidae.
CACACUAUACACAGUCACUGAAAGUCUGAAGGCUUGCUCCGCCUCACUUCUAAUCUCUCUUUUCAUUAAUGAUUCACACUCUUCAAGUUGACCUUCCUUCAACAUCUAACAAAAUUAAGACCCGUCCUAGGAGCAGCUUCAGCCCUGAGCCUCCUGCAGCUCUGAUACCUCUGUGGGUUGAGUCUCCUACAGACUGCAUGCUUGCUAAACUUCUCAUCCUGUGCACACAGGUUUGUCAAAAACUGAUGCUGAGUCUCCAGUGACAGUGGAAUGGAUAAAAGCCAUGGCACAUUGUGACUUGCGGUUACCGUCCUCCUCUCCUGUUGAUGUCGUCAACCUGGGACCUUCAGGAAACCCACAUGCCAGGCCCACUGACUUUGACUUCCUGGCUGUCAUUGGCAAAGGGACCUUUGGCAAGGUCCUGCUCGCCAAGCUCAAAGCAGACAAUAAAUUCUACGCUGUCAAAGUGCUGCAAAAGAAAGUUAUCCUGAAGAAGAAAGAGCAAAAGAACAUCAUGGCAGAGAGAAAUGUGCUGCUGAAGAGUCUGAAACACCCGUUUCUGGUUCGGCUGCACUACUCCUUUCAGACCCCAGAGAAACUCUACUUUGUCCUUGACUAUGUAAAUGGGGGAGAGUUGUUCUUUCACCUGCAGAGAGAGAGGUGUUUCUCUGAGCCCAGAGCGAGGUUCUACGCCGCUGAGUUAGCGAGCGCCAUCGGCUACCUUCACUCUCUCAACACCGUUUACAGAGAUCUGAAACCAGAGAAUAUUCUUCUAGACUCUCAGGGGCAUGUGGUGCUCACAGAUUUUGGGUUGUGCAAAGAGGGCAUAGAGCCGGAGGGAACGACCUCGACUUUCUGUGGGACUCCAGAAUACUUGGCUCCAGAGAUUCUUCGUAAGGAGCCAUAUGACAGGACAGUGGACUGGUGGUGUCUGGGCACGGUGCUCUAUGAAAUGAUCUACAGCCUGCCUCCUUUCUACAGCUGUGAUGUUGCUGAAAUGUAUGACGGGAUCCUCCACAAGCCACUGCCACUGCCUCCAGGGAAGUCUAAUGCCGUCUGCGCUCUGUUGGUGGGCCUUCUGCAAAAAGACCCGCACAGACGCCUUGGGGCUAUCGCUGACUUUCUAGAAAUAAAGAACCACGCCUUUUUCUCUCCAAUCAACUGGGAUGAUCUUUACCAUAAGAGAAUCGCUCCCCCUUACAACCCUAACGUGAAAGGCCCAGCUGACACUCAGCAUAUUGAUCCAGAGUUCACCAGAGAAAUGGUUCCUACCUCGGUGAGUCGGACCCCGGAGCUCGCUGCCAGCGCCAGCUCAAGUAACGCCUUCAAUGGGUUCUCCUUUGUCGCCAGCGAGGACAGCUUCCUGUGAGACGAAGGUCCCGACAGUCAGAUUUGAAUGGAGUGAUUGUACCUCUUCUGAGUUUAGAUGUCAUGCUCGGCCACUGCAGAGGUUUCACCAGCAUGUGGGGCUGAAUUUACACAAAUGAUGUUUUAAAUUGUUUUAUACACAGACAUUACUGUGGUUUGACUUUUUAAAAAGAAAAUGAUCUCCUUGCGUACAUCCAGACUUUCUCACUGAUCCUGUUUUUAUAGAAAACUGAAUGAACAUAUUUUUUACAUAAACACUAGCACAAUUUUAUGAAUGUCAGCCAACUUCACUGCAGAGUGCAAAUUUAUGGUUAUUUGUUAUGUGGACCAUUGUUUUGUCUAUUGUAACUGAGGAAGGUCCUCAUAUAUGUUUGUCUGGAGAUUAUUUUAGUCUGUAGAUGGCAGACAGCAAUAUUGAUUAGCUUUAUUUUAUGGUAUGUAACAGGCUAAAACAAAAAAUACUGUAUUGAACAUCUGUAAAUAUACAAUAGUAGCUUUGCAAUAGGAUUAUGUACUGUAAUGUGAUUAUAUAAACCACAAAGUGCCUCUCUGUUUCAGAAAUUAAGUUAGUGAUGGUUGGUGUUUGAUGUUGGCAGUGAUGGGUGUGUAUCUGACGUCAUUUUAUUUUUAUCUCAU